UGUAUAUCGUCUUCUUCCCCUUUCACCUCCUCCAAACCUCCUUAGUAACGUAGAGUACCAUUUUCAUUAUGCAUAAAGCCCCACGAUUUAAUUCCACAAUUAAUGGCCAAUCAACUCUUCUGGAAGCUAUGAUUAACAAAAUGGCGAGAACAAUCGGGAAAGCAACUGCAUCUCAGUUUAUCAACAUUGUUGCUCCUGGAUUGGGAGAGUCUAAUUGGGCUGGAGCUGCUUAUAUGAUUGAUAUGAACAGGCUACACUGCUACAGUCAUUCAUGGGUUCAUUCAUCAAAUCGUGUUGCACGAUUACCAGGUUGCUACCGAAAGUUCUACUCCUAUUCUGAUGUUAACCACAAUAUAAACGUAUUAGAGCUUUUCCCUCAGCUCAAUGUCCUCAUCCAUGGUAUUCUUUGACAACGAUGUUAGCUCCUACCAUUGACUACUUAUCCUGCCCAUUGUAUUGAGAAUUCGUCACACGAACAGAUGUAUGAAGAAGGGAGGAAGUUAUCUCCAGCUGGUGAUAACUGACGUUCAACUUAUGGAAAGAGGCUUUCUAAAAUGCUUUCCAGUUCAGUCUAUGUAAUAAAGUAGCUACGCACCAACACUCCAAAAGUUAAGGUAAAACAAGCAAGUAAAGGAAAAACUGGUACGCCUCCUAUCCAUAAUUUUUUUGUUUAAGUUGAGUUAUGUUCCACUAUAAGAAAAUGAACAAUAAUUCUUAUUUUCACUCUAUAAUUUUGUCUACUUUGCUAGGAAUAAGGUCACUUAUUAAAUAUCUUUGAAGACAUAUUACAGGGAGUAAUCUCUUUAUCAAGUAUGUAGUGUUGCAAUACAAAGAAGCCAUGCUACUCUUGAAGAGUGUUUUGAACUGAGUGAACUCAUUUAGAUACGGAGAGGAGGAUAAGAGAGGCACAGUAAAAUACGCAGGACUGUAGAGAGAGCCAGAGAGAUAACAUUGAGUGGUCGAGGGGAGAAACUGCAGAGCAAACAAAGAAGAGAAACACCAUUGGGUCACUGAGUUAUAUUGAGAGGAAAAGAAGGAUUGCUCAUGAGAUGAGUGCAUGAUCAAAAAAAUAUGGAGGAAUAGACGAAUAGAUACUGACUCGAGAGAUUCCGUUUCGUCUUGCAAGGAGAAUGCGUUGAUGCUCAUUAGAGUCUAUAGGAACAUGCAUGUGAGCAGCGAAGUGGUUCAAAUCAGAGAGUCAAAAUCAGAACCGAGAAUUGAAACAAAAGAUGAUGGAAUUUAAGAGGAAACAAAAUAAUAAGACACAUCAAAUAGAACAGUGAAAUAAUUGCUUUGGAUGCAGGAAACUGAUUUGUUGUGAAGAAUUUACAAAUGACCUUUUUUAAACUAAUCACUUUAUUACAAUCAUGUAUUUUUAAGUAUUUUUUGGGACUCAUUCCUUAACCCUAAAUGGGAAGUUGCUAG
Eruca vesicaria subsp. sativa (arugula) is the source of this 1425-nucleotide messenger RNA. The record is from the annotation of a GenBank genome assembly. NCBI's taxonomy places the organism in Eukaryota, Viridiplantae, Streptophyta, Magnoliopsida, Brassicales, Brassicaceae.